UGGACUGUGCACACCACAGAGAACAAGACCCUAAUGUUGUAAUCCUGCCCCUGUCACUGUUGAUGUGCUUUAUGGAUCUGUUUCUUUCUUCCCAUAAUUUUUAGUAGUCAGUGAAGUCCACGGGGGCUGGUAAGGGGCUCGGCAGUGUAAAGCACCCUGAAUGUGCUUGUACAACAUGGGCUGUAGAGUUUCCUCAUAUCCAGCUGAACACUGGUUUUUCAGGGCUGUUUCAUCCUAGGAUGAAAAUAACAGAAUCUACAACAUCCUGGACUUUUCCUGUGGGAAAGUGUUUUCUCUUGCAGCAACUGUCCAAUCCUGGCAGUCAUGGCUGGGCACCUGGUGGCAGCAGGACCCUGGAAGCAAUUUGCAGAGAUUCGCCAUUUCCAUUUUAUGGUUCAGUUAAGAAGAAGCCUAAGGCUCAUUUCUCUGAAAACUCUGGUUUCUUGCACAGCCAACCACUCAGUAGAAAAAGAAUUCUUCAGCGUCUUGUUUCAAAAGACCUUGGACAAUCUUCUGCUGUUACACUCCCUUUGGUCCCACAUUUGAGCAAAAAAAAGAUCAAAGAGGAGGAUGAGGCAGCUUAGAGGAAAACCCAAAAAAGAGACCUCCAAAGAUAAAAAGGAGAGAAAACAGGCAAUGCAAGAGGCCCGGCAACAGAUCACCACCGUGGUGCUUCCCACACUGGCUGUCGUAGUACUGCUGAUUGUUGUGUUUGUUUAUGUAGCGACUCGUCCCAAUACAACUGAAUGAUGCAGCUUUUCAGACUCUCUAGCUUUGGGAUAUUAAUUUUACCAAGAGCCAAAAGGAACUCUCUGCCACUCUUUUAGUACUUUGCAAAGGAUCUUGCUGGUAUUUUCAGUCUUUCUCUUGGCUACAGUCCCACAGAUUCUCUUUAGGAAUGUAACAUAAAACGUAUUAGUGAAUGUGCCAGUACGUUUUAUGGUCCAGUUAUGUGCCUUUCAGACUUUUAAAAAUGGUGUUUUUCGUAAAGCUGUUUGAAGCUCUAUAUUGUAAAAGGAAAUCGUGUUCUGCUAUAAAUUUGUAAAAAAUCAGCUUUCAGCUUUUAUCACUGUUACAGAUAAUGUUGCUCCCAUGAGCUCUUGUAUGUCUAUUUCAGAACUUCCAAAGAAGUACAUUUCUUUGUACAUAAUGUCAUAUGAAGUGCUUUGAUUCAGAAAGGAUAUAUUUAUUUUUUGAAUAAAAGAAGUCUUACUAGGAAUCUUCAAAUUAUUUUGCAAAAAAAAAAAAAAAAAAAAAGGUGACAUUGUGAAAGCCUACAUUGUGUAAUAAUUUUUUCAUCAACCACUAUAUAGUUCACUCAAAAAGAAUUUCUUUUUGGUGUGAGAUGCCAACAUGCAAAGUGAAUACUUCAGGAUCUGCUGUAUGGAAUCGUACAGAAUUUGGACAUGGAGAUUUGGCCAGGUUAUGAUGAAGUAACUAAUAACAAACUACAUAAACACAGAUAGUUGCUUAUCUGAAUGUUCAAUAUUUGAAACUGUGUAAGUGGCAAUAAAAAGGUGGUUUUGCAUACAAAA
Molecule: messenger RNA, 1535 nt
Organism: Taeniopygia guttata (zebra finch)
Lineage: Eukaryota; Metazoa; Chordata; Aves; Passeriformes; Estrildidae
Source: RefSeq, a predicted model, not a curated record